CUCUCGUCAGUAGGGUAGGUUGCGCAAGUGUAGUAGGGGUUGGAUUCACUCUUAAAAAAAAAGCUGCUCCUGUUGAAAGUUGUGGUUCAGGCACCGUAUGGAGGCGGCGGCUCGAGGCUUUGAUUUGCAAGAGUUGUGUGUGUGAGCUCGGUGGACGGCGAUGAUGAACGUGGAGGUGGCUGUGCUGCUCUUCCUGGCCCUUUGGGUUUGUGUUUGGACGGAAGAUUCUGGGAAAGUAGUUGCUGACCGCUACGCCGUGUACUGGAAUAGCACCAAUCCCAGGUUUCACAGAGGGGAUUAUACAGUUGACGUCUGCAUCAAUGACUACCUCGACAUCUACUGCCCCCACUACGACGAUUCCAUACCUGAGGAGAAGACAGAGAGCUACAUCCUUUACAUGGUGAAUUUUGACGGCUACAGAAGCUGCGACCACAAGAACAAUGGCUUCAAGCGCUGGGAGUGCAAUAGGCCACGCACACCGAAUGGUCCUCUGAAGUUCUCCGAGAAGUUCCAGCUCUUCACACCAUUUUCCCUAGGCUUUGAAUUUCGACCUGGAAACGAGUAUUAUUAUAUAUCAUCACCUCAUCCUAACAUUGUUGGGAAGCCCUGCUUAAAGUUAAAAGUAUAUGUCAGACCAACAAACAGUUGUAUGGAAGCAGUAGGGGUGAAUGAAGGUGAUUUCGAUGUAAACAACAGUUCAGUUGAAGCUUCAGAUGAUUCUAUAUACGAGUCACCUGAACCGUAUCACAAUAACGACGGAAUCACGACCUUUAGGAUUUCUUGGUUCAUCCUGGCAGUGACCCUCAUCCUGUUAUUCCUAACAUCAUAGCACCCAGAGAAAGCGGGAGAAAAAAAGAAAUUAUUUCUAUCUGAGGGACCGCAACCAAAAUGGAGACGGCAAGAGAUUGACAUGGGUCCUCCAGAAGAGACUCCAUUUUCUGAGACACUUUGCCGUUAAGACAAAUAAUUUGAGGAACAGACAUGCUCUAUUACUGCUUUGUGAGACUGGGAAUUCUCAUUUUCUUGUGAAGCACUGCCUUGGGCCCACUGGGGUUUGAUAUAAAGUACAUCAAAAUUGGAACAAAUAUCUCUAUGGAGGUGUCCAGACGCAAACUUUCUCAAAUGGAAUCUAUAUUGGUGCAAUCGUUUGUUCCACUGGUAGGUCAAGACUCAUGACAGGAGAAGCAUCUGGGAGUGUUCCGACCUUCAAAGUCCCUUUAAACAUGACUUCUUGACACACUGUUCUACAAAAGCAGCCACAAGUCUAGUUGCUCAUUCUUCUGUUUGUUCCUUUUUUAAAUUUCUUUUUGCCUUGAAUUUUCAAGAGGGGUUUGUUCAGUCUUUCUGACAGUUUUGGGGGGGGGGGGAGAAGUUCUGUGAGGAGGAAUGGGGUCAUGUGGAUAAAAUAAAUCAGCCACCAGUAGAAACCUGGAAAUCCCCUUUUGCCUUACGUGGGGAAGAUGGGACUCUGAGUCUCUUGGCCAAUGUUACCGACAGCAAAAGUGACAUUGGGCAAGAUCAAUGGUUGAACUCUAAAAGCUGCAUUAAAAUGUUUUCUACCCAGUCAGAUCAGUCUUCAAAAUUUCAAAGUGCUUUGAUCUGUUAAUAAGAUUUCUUACUCUAAUUGGAAAUAUUCCUCACGGUUUCAACACAUGGCCCCUUCCACCAUCUCCCCAACAUCUGUAGACUGUCAUCAAACCCCAUGCUAUUCAGGAAUACAGCUUAUUAUAUCAUCUCCAAUACUGUAACUAUUGAGAGGCAUCAAUUAUUUUUAGCAACACUAAGAUUUUUUUUUCUCUCUCAGUGAUGAUUGUUAUGACAUUCAUGGCAUUAAUACUCCUCCCCAGUAAAUAGUGGGGUUUACUGGUGACCUCAUAUGACAAGAGAAUCAUGUUGAAACAACUGAGCCAGAGUAUAAGUCAAUGCCUCCAGGGCCCCUGCAGAUUCAUGGACACCUUAAUGACACAAGAUCGGCUUCAGUAAAGUCAUCUCUGAAACUUAAACAAUAGUCCAGAUGUAAGAUAUUCACAUGUGCAUUUUAAAAUGUGUACUACUUGUAACAAAAAAAAUAAGCGAAGGCAUUGCCUUAAAGACAAAAAUGAUGGAAUUCUCAGAAGAUGGAAAGGUUUAGUUGGUUAUGGGAAUCAAGACAUCUUUGGAGUGAAAGAUCAGUGGCUUUCUUUGGGUACUGUACAAGCUAAAGUUAUUGGAAUAUGGAAGACCUCUCCUUACUGUUCUAUUUCCCCAUCAUCUUAGUGUUUUUAAAUGUGAUUAAAUAAUUCACUGAGCUAGCUCUGUGUCUCUAAUGCAACAGGUACAUAUGCAUAGCAAUUAUAUUCUGGGACUGGUAUCCAUUGCCUUGGACUUCUGAACUGAAGCAACGAGAUUAAAUCCCAAUUUAAAUUCUAGUAAUUAAGUAAAUCUGAAAUUAAAAAUCUAGUGCAAGUAAUGAUGAUUAUGAGACGUAAAAUACCACAGAUGCUGGGAAUCUGAAAUUAGAAUCUGGAAGCACUCUGCAGGUCAGUCAGCAUUUGUAAAGAGAGAGACAUUACAAUUCAAAACUGAUGAGUUUUCAUCAGUUCUGAGGUAGAGUGAUCAUGAGAUUGUUGUUAAAAACUCAUCUGGUUCAGUAAGGGAAGGACACCUGCUAUCCUCAUCCAUCCAUCUCUCCAGAUCCACCAAUAUAGGUGAUACUUAACUCCCUACACACUUCAGUGGCAAAUACAGAUGGACAAUAAUUGCCGACAAUGUCUUUGUCCUGUGAAUGAAUAAACAAUUGCAUGUGUGACAUACUCUCACAUAUAGGUGUCAGGUCUGUCAAUGUUGUGUGUGACUCUCACUCUGAUGCACACAGAAGAAAUUAGAGGGUGUAGGUAAUUCAAUGACAGAAUUCUCAAUCUUCUUGCCCAAAGUGGGUUUUCCUGUAGUGUGGGGGAACUGGACUCCAGUGCUUAGUGUUGUACAGAAAAUGAAAUAAUCUCUGAUGUUGGAAGAGGGUGCUGUCUGCACAGAGAGGAUUGUAAGGCAAGAUAGCAGAACAUAUGUGUUUUCUUUUAAUUUAGCUUGCAUUAGGGAGGUGUUACUUCAAGCUUUUGAUUUUUAAAUGUUGGAUGAGGUUUACUUUCUCCUAGACUUGUUAUCUUUAUAUUGCAUUCCUGUUAAUCAGUAAGCAAUCUUUGGAUAGUUUUGUUGUCAAUCUCACCAGUGAUGAAAUUGGUAUGGCAUCCCGUCCUCAGGUCAAAGAGUGAAAUUUUCAUAAAUUACAAGCAGUUGUUCAAAGUGUUAGAAACCUGGGAGAGCUACCUUAGUGAAUUUCAAAUUUCAAAGUAAGGUUAUUAUCGAAAUACAUAUACGUCAUCAUAUGCCACCUUGAGAUUUACUUUCUUGCAGGCAUUCACAGUAGAACAAAGAAAUACAAUAGAAAAUGAAACACUGCACACAAAGACUGACAAACACCCAAUGUGCUAAAGAAGACAAACUAUGUAAACACACACAAAAAUAAUAAUAAUAAUAAUAAAAGAAAGUAAGUAAAUAGAUAAUAUUGAGAACAUGAGUUGUAGAGACUUGAAAGUAAGUCCAUAGGUUGUGGAAUCAGCCCAGUGUUGAGGUGAGUAGAGAAGCAAUUUUGUUUUUUUUUAAAAGGACAUUACGGAGUAAAAGGUGAUAGGUAAUAAUGUUCAAACUAUGAUCAAUAGUGGAAAUUUUCAUUGAAUGAAAUCUGUAUUUUAAUGUCAGAAUUGAGAGAUGGAAAUGUUGUCAUUAAAAGAGUUUCUUCAAAAGCUCAUUUCAAAUCCUUCAUAUGCUAGAACUCUUACUAUAUUAACGUUGCUUG
This is a messenger RNA of Hypanus sabinus (Atlantic stingray), 3832 nucleotides long. RefSeq names its product ephrin-A5-like. The record is from RefSeq and is a predicted model, not a curated record. The transcript has 5 exons. Gene Ontology annotation, cellular component: plasma membrane. Gene Ontology annotation, molecular function: ephrin receptor binding. Lineage: Eukaryota; Metazoa; Chordata; Chondrichthyes; Myliobatiformes; Dasyatidae. Gene Ontology annotation, biological process: osteoclast differentiation; axon guidance; ephrin receptor signaling pathway. Bases 161 to 829 code for a protein of 222 amino acids.